AUUGGUGGGCAGUGUGUGUGUGCCAGGGUGGGGCGGUGCCAUGCUGCUGACCGUGUACUGCGUGCGGAGGGACCUGUCCGAGCUCACCUUCUCCCUCCAGGUCGAUGCCGACUUCGAGCUGCGCAACUUCCGCGCGCUUUGCGAGCUGGAGUCGGGCAUCCCCGCCGCCGAGACCCAGAUUGUUUAUGCAGAAAGACCGCUCACUGACAACCACAGAUCAUUGGCUUCAUACGGCUUGAAAGAUGGGGAUGUGGUGAUUUUACGGCAGAAGGAAAAUGCAGAUCCACGGCCCCCCGUGCAGUUUCCGGGUCUCCCGCGGAUAGACUUCAGUAGCAUUGCCGUGCCCGGCACAUCGGCUCCCCGGCAGCAGCAGCAGCAGCAGCAGCCGCAGCCGCAGCCAGCUCAGCAUUCCCGCUCAUCCCCGGCCGACUCUGCCUCAUUCCCUCAGGGCCUGGAUAAUCCAGCCUUACUGCGGGAGAUGCUGCUUGCCAACCCUCACGAGCUGUCCCUGCUGAAGGAGCGCAACCCUCCCCUCGCCGAAGCUCUCCUCAGCGGAGACCUCGAGAAAUUUACCAGGGUCCUGGUGGAACAGCAGCAGGACCGAGCUCGGAGGGAGCAGGAGAGGAUUCGACUCUUUUCAGCUGACCCUUUUGAUCUUGAAGCUCAAGCCAAGAUAGAAGAAGACAUAAGGCAACAGAACAUCGAGGAGAACAUGACAAUAGCCAUGGAAGAAGCCCCUGAGAGCUUUGGCCAAGUGGUGAUGCUUUACAUUAACUGCAAAGUGAACGGACAUCCGGUGAAAGCCUUCGUCGACUCAGGGGCCCAGAUGACCAUCAUGAGCCAAGCUUGUGCAGAAAGGUGUAAUAUAAUGAGACUGGUGGACCGGCGGUGGGCAGGGAUUGCUAAAGGCGUGGGGACCCAGAAAAUUAUUGGGAGGGUACAUCUAGCUCAGGUUCAGAUUGAAGGGGAUUUCCUUCCUUGUUCCUUCUCUAUACUUGAGGAGCAGCCCAUGGACAUGCUUCUAGGACUGGAUAUGCUCAAGCGACAUCAGUGUUCCAUUGACCUCAAGAAAAAUGUACUAGUGAUUGGCACCACAGGCUCGCAGACGACCUUUCUUCCAGAGGGAGAGCUGCCAGAAUGUGCAAGAUUGGCAUACGGUGCAGGACGGGAUGACAUGCGGCCAGAGGAGAUCGCAGACCAAGAACUAGCAGAAGCUCUCCAAAAAUCUGUAGAAGAUGCAGAGAAAAGUGAUAAAGAAACUACCUCACUGGGAAUGUCAUCAUUACCAACUUCGGAUGGAUUGAACUGUCCAGCCCAUUCUUCAGGACACGAUUCUAGGAUCAGUAACCCUACAAGUCUCGAUCGCUCCGUCUCAGCCCCCGCUUCAGUUUGCUCGCACGAGCCCAGGCCAACAGAGAUCUUUGAACCUAAAGCUGCAAAGGCUUCGGAGGCUUCACCUGAAUUGCAGAUAACCCCGGAAAAGAAAGAACGUUCUCCUCUUGUACAAGUCCAUCCCGGUCAUGUUUCUUCAGCAGACGGUGCCCCAGCCACCCAGGCCUCUACAAGUCCAGCUAUUGCUUUGCAGAAUUCACUGGAAGAAAUAGUCGUUGCAGACAGUCUAGAGAAAUCUCCCGAAGAGAAAAGCUCCCAGGGUUUCGAAGUCCAUCCCGAUACGGAACAGAAAGCUAGAUUGCCCAUCUCAGUCCUUGGGGUGCGAGCUCCACAGAUGGUUCUAGAUGAAGAAUGUCUGCAUUUAGAACACCUGGAACCGAGUGGAGGAAAUAACUUUCAACAACAUAAAAAUCUAAAGAAUGAGCAACUGGAAGGUGAACAGAGGGAGCCGGUUGACUCAGAUCAUCCUAAUAGCACCAAGGGCCUAGAAUUGCCUUCUAUAAGGCAGCAGAGCUGUACCGUGGUCCGACAGAACUCCAGCGAUUUACCGGCUGAAACUAAAGGAAGUACGCAGCAGAAGAUAAAUAUUCCCUGUCCAGAAGAAAGUACCCCUCCGGGGUCUUUUGACUGUUCAGAAACCCUCAUGGAAAUAGAUGUAGUUGAGCAUUCCCUUGUCACUGAGCAUAACUUGGCAAGCAGACAGAAAACUGACAUUCAGGAUGUGGCUGCAUCUGAUUUCAGCUUAGAUAAUCCUUUGAUGGAGGUAGAGAUGGCAAAGCAUAACUCCUCAUCUGAAGUUUUGAGUAAUUUGGUUUCCCCUCCUGAUUUUCCGUUCCCUGAAAGUAAUGUUGAAAUGCCUGGAACUGACACUGAAUCUCCUUAUUUAUUAGAUAGGGGUUGUUCUUCCUCAUUAAGCUCUUCUGGCCUUCGCCAACGCUCCACAGAGCCUCCAGCCCCCUGUGAAGAACCGUGUGUAUCUGUAACUGCCGCCCUAAAGGAACUUCAUGAACUUUUGGUUGUCAGUUGUAAGGAAACUUCUAAAAAUCUUGUUCCAGAAGAAGUCCUCUGUCACCCGGAAACGGCAGUGGAAGACCGUGUUAACAGCGAGGAAGUGUCUACAAAGCACCCCAAAAGAGAGCAUUUUAGGGCAGACUUGGAGGAGCAGAAUCUGGAAGGCCCCUCCCAUCAGGGGAUACCUGGGUACGGGAAAGCUGAGAAAUUCAUCGAGACGUCACCUGGGUUAGAAGGAGUGGAAACUGAUGGCUUGGAAGGUUUGGACCACAGACUGACGGCGCCUGCUGAAGAGGCUCAGAAAUCUCCAGCAUUCUCGAGGGAGAGCUCUUCAGUUUCUCUAACCUCUGCUGAAAUAUCUGAUCAGCCGAGCUGCACGCUGGGUGAGCAAACUUCACCUGGCCCCUCAGUGGGUGAUGGGAAGCCCGUCAAUCAGACUUUUGAGCAAUUUGAAUCCUUUUCAUCUGAGAUCAUAUUAGUUAAAGACCUCCAUCUGGCCACAGAAGACCUGCUGACAGGAGUGCCUCAGACCAGGGAAGAUGCCACCUUUCCCGAAGCCCCUCAGUCCCCUCGUGAUUUUGCUCCCCGAGACUCCUCUGUUCUUCCAACACCGGUUUUUCCCUCUGCGGACAUUGACCGGAUAUUGCGAGCGGGCUUCACGCUGCAGGAAGCUCUCGGGGCCUUGGAACAAGUUGGCGGAAAUGCAGACCUGGCUCUUCUCAUUUUGCUAGCAAAGCAUAUCGUAGUUCCUACAUUACCUUGGAAAAGGCGGGCCUGACUAGGCCACCUUCUUUUUUAAUAUAUGUGCAAGUAUACACAGCCUAUGUAGAAACCUGCAAGCAGAAUGUUGGGCUAGAUUUUUUUUGUUUUGGAAAGAUUUUGAUUUUCUGCCAAAAGUUUAUUUAUGAUCUCUUCUUGCCUAUUACCCUUGUUAAAAUCGGGCAUUUUAAUGUGUUGGCAGUGUGCACUCACAGGAGCUAUUUAUUCACAGUAAGAUCAUGCAUACUGGAAUAAAGUUGAUGUUUUUAAUUCAUGUGUAACAGCCAGGUUAGGAUGAGCUUAAGCAUUUUGAAAACAGCAGAAGCCCUUGAGAAACCCACUGCUUUGUGCAUCUAGGACUUAGCGUAGUAGGCACUUGGCUGGGCUUGGAGAAAAGAUAGAGCAGGCUGCCUCAGAGAGUGACAAAUCCAGUUUACUGGGAACUCUUUGUUACCCAUAAAGCGAUGUUUAGGUGUGUACCUGGUACUCGUGUAUGUGUGUGUGUCUGUCAUCCACUUCAGAAAGUCAAGACCAAUGAUAGCUUAGAACUGCUUGCUUUUUUUUUUUGUGGCCAUCACCUCAGAACCUGACACUCUGGGUGUCUAGGAUUAGUACUUCCUUGGGCAGUAUGUUCUACUGUUAGACUGCCGGAAUCUUUUAUUUCAUUGGCUGGGAUCUUAUUUUCAGAGUUUAGUUAAAGAGGGACUUGGUGCUGCCCAAGUCAAAAAUUUGUGAUACUCCAUCUGUUGGGUUAUUUCAUGGUCCGUGGAUGGGGAAUGAUGAGCCAAAGACACAGGGGGGUUACCAGAGUUUGGGUUUACCAAAUUCCCACUGAAAGAGUCCCAUUACUAGUUGCCCAGUGGUGAGCUCAUGACUCUGAGCCCCAGGAGUUCACUUACUCUCUUACCCACCUCAUACCAAUCCUCUUCUAGGAGCUGGUCCUGCUCGGUGCCUGGGCUUUCUUGUUCUCCAAGUGAGACUUAGAGGAAGCCCAUCGUACACUAGAUGAUCUCGGUCUUUGGGGAGAAUUGCCUGGGUCAUCGGAAAAUUGUAUUAAGGCUGUGGUCGUAAGCAGGCUUUCUGGUUACUAGCCUCUCUCUCCUUUUGAGUCCCUAGUUCUCCAUCUAUUUUCACAAAGGCCUCCUAUUUUAAAUAGGGUUUGUAGGUUUUUUUAGGUUUUUUGUUUGUUUUUUGGUGGGGUCAUAGGGGUUAAACUCUCACGGCCUUCUGGGAAAACCAGUUCUUGAAAUUCUGUUGCCCCUCUGGACCCAGGGGAAACCUCUGCCUAGCGACGUCUUUCCUGGGAGAAGACCUGUUUUUUCCACUGCUUGAAAAACGCAUUGUCGUCUUAGUUUGAAGGCAAAGAGGACAAAGCAUGAUAAAUCGUAAUGCCUGUUUAUCGUAUGAAUCAAAGUCAAUUUGCAAAUUCUCUGAAGAGGCUAUAUGUAAUGGACAUUCUACAAACUUCUUGUUUCCGGCAACAUUCAUAUCUCUCAGCCUAAUGGAUGGAAAUCAACUCUUGGGGAUGUUAAGAUUGCUCUUUUUCACUCCUCACUCCUGCUUCCUUUUGGUCAGUUUUUGUAAAAGUGUUUAGGGUUGUUCACAAGGCUGGUUGUUAAGAGACAGAACCAGCUUCCUGGAGAGAGGGCCCAGAAGGAUGGAUUUUAGGUGCUUUAUGGAAAUAAUACAUUGGCUUGUCUACCCAUAAGGCAGCAUUUCUUUUAGAUUGCUCUGGGAAAAUGUCGUACUUUUUUUUUUCCUCCUCCAUUCCAGAGAUUUGAAAUUUAAUAUUGAACUUGCUUGUGAUGUUUCUGUGAAUCCACUUCAUUUCGCUGGGAUCAGCCUUGAAAAUACGGGUUUUUAAGUGUAAAAUCCAAUAGCAGUACUUUUGCUAGCCUUUACAUUAAGCUGUGUGUUCAGGAUGGGAAGAAAGUGAUGGUUGUGAAAGUGAAGCGUUUCUAACAAUUCACUGCUCGGAAGACUUUUAGGUGUAGAAAGGAAGGCUAUCCAAUUUCUCUGUUGGUUAAGCAGAGCAAGUAUUGACUGUAGUACAGAAGUAUUGAGUCUGAAUCCCAAGAAUGCAAAUGACAUUAGAAACAGUUGCUAGUUGUGUGGAUUCCAAACAGCACUGUUGCGAGAGUUCUGCCUUAGUGUCUUUUAAGCCUGAAUUUUAACUGAAAAUCAAAUGCAUCAAAAGCCUUAUUGAGGGUGCUCCUGAGGAACAUUUUGAAUGAGACUAUAGCUCCAGGGCAUCUGCCAACAUCCAUAAAGCUUUUCUUUUAUUUUCUUUUUUAAGUAUAGCUUUUGAACUUUUUAAACAUUUUUAAGAUUUGCAACUUCUUGCCAUUUCUCCAUUCUGUUUGUGUGAAAUAAACUUGAGUCAAUACUGUUA
This is a messenger RNA of Tachyglossus aculeatus (Australian echidna), 5554 nucleotides long. Its product is annotated as protein DDI1 homolog 2. Bases 41 to 3181 code for a protein of 1046 amino acids. Gene Ontology annotation, molecular function: aspartic-type endopeptidase activity; protein binding. The record is from RefSeq and is a predicted model, not a curated record. The transcript has 9 exons. Lineage: Eukaryota; Metazoa; Chordata; Mammalia; Monotremata; Tachyglossidae. Gene Ontology annotation, biological process: proteolysis.